This is a messenger RNA of Stereum hirsutum FP-91666 SS1, 777 nucleotides long. RefSeq lists its product as uncharacterized. The record is from RefSeq and is a predicted model, not a curated record. The transcript has 3 exons. The coding region runs from base 1 to 777 and encodes 258 amino acids. NCBI's taxonomy places the organism in Eukaryota, Fungi, Basidiomycota, Agaricomycetes, Russulales, Stereaceae.
AUGGCCGUAAAGCCUCAGCAAUUCAUCGACCUUGGGAACACACCCAAGAAGAAGACUAACGGUGAGAAGUGCAAACGGUCGGAGUCGACAAUAUCUGAUGAGUCAGAGGGCUUUAGGGGCUCUGUGGCAUCUGCGAUUUCCGAUGGCGAUACGACUGAUUCGGGCGUAGUCGACGAAUCCAUUCCAAGGACGAAGAAGGCGGCACGGCCGUCGACUGAUGCGUCAAGCCAUCACCCAGUAGUUCAAGGCUCGGAUGCUUCAGGCUCGGAAGUUUUCUGCAGUAUAUGCAAUACCAUUCAUUGCGGGCCUUGCAAUAUGACGGACAACCCAGAGAACUUGGCUGCAUAUCGACUAGCUUUGUUAACGAGGGCGGACAACGAACCCAUCGAGGAGAAGCGGGAGGCCAUCACUCUUAUCGAAACCGUUCUCAGAGACCAUGGAAAGCUUCACCUCAUAGACGGCCAACCUCUUCACCUCGUCGAGAGGCCACCGCCGGCAGCAGUUUCCGUCAAACAGUCCAAUGAAACAUCAAUACUGCAUGCACUUCCUAGCGCUCAACCACCUGUGGCACCUGCCGCGUCGUUUUCCAGAUCAGCUCCCGGGAAGCGUGUCUCUGCUCGCGAUGGCAGUUCUUCGUCUUCAGCUGCCGCACGUCUAGCGCCGAGUUUCAUGAGUAGAUUCCGAAUCGACCUCUCCGUGAAGCCCUCCAAACCGAAGCCCAAACCGAAGCCCGCGCGUUUAGAGGCGCUCCAGCAAACUUCACCGAUCUAUGCGUGA